Molecule: messenger RNA, 1101 nt
Organism: Carlito syrichta (Philippine tarsier)
Lineage: Eukaryota; Metazoa; Chordata; Mammalia; Primates; Tarsiidae
Gene: CIDEB
Product: cell death-inducing DFFA-like effector b
Exons: 5
Coding region: 1-660 (219 amino acids)
Biological process (GO): regulation of apoptotic process; apoptotic process
Source: RefSeq, a predicted model, not a curated record
AUGGAAUACCUCUCCUCCCUGAACCCCAGUGGCCUGCUCAGGACAGUAUCUAAUAUGAGCUCUGAGUUUGGACGGAGGGUCUGGACCUCAGCUCCACCACCGCAGCGACCUUUCCGUGUCUGUGAUCACAAGCGAACUAUCAGGAAAGGCCUGACAGCUGCCACCCGCCAGGAGCUGCUAGACAAGGCAUUGGAGACCCUGCUGCUGAGUGGAGUGCUGACACUGGUGCUGGAGGAGGAUGGGACUGCCGUGGAGAGUGAGGACUUCUUCCAGCUGCUGGAGGAUGACACAUGCCUGAUGGUGCUGGAGCGUGGGCAGAGCUGGAGCUCCACCAGGAGUGGAGUGCUGUCAUAUGGCCUGGGACGGGAGAAGCCCAAGCACAGCAAGGACAUUGCCCGCAUCACCUUUGAUGUGUACAAGCAAAACCCUCGAGACCUCUUUGGAAGCCUGAACGUCAAAGCCACCUUCUACGGGCUCUACUCCAUGAGUUGCGACUUUCAAGGACUCGGCCCAAAGAAAGUACUCAGGGAGUUCCUUCGUUGGACUUCCAAGCUACUGCAAGGCCUGGGUCAUAUGUUGCUGGGAAUUUCCUCCACUCUUCGCCAUAUAGUGGAGGGGGCUGAGCAGUGGCAGCGGCAGGGUCGCCUCCAUUCCUACUGAGAAGGGGCUCUGAGCUUCUGCCCCCAGACAUAUUCCAAGAGACACACUAUGAGAGACUGACAGAAUCAGGUUUUGGGACAUGCAGAUAGUGCAGGCUAGGUAACUCACCCAGUUUCCCCACUGUUCUCUGACUCUAUUGUGACAGACCCAUCAGCAUAAUGCCUUACACCCCAAGCCUACACCAUACCUGAAGAAUGCUGUCCCUUCCUAGCUAUAUUUGCAGCCUCCCAUCUCCCCUGACAGGCCACAAGCCCAUCCCCAGACAUCUUGAUUCCAACCUGACUGCUGCUAUAUCUAGAUCCCUCACCAACUCCUGUCCCUGAGCACCCAGCACACUGACGACACCCCUCUCUGACUUUACUGUGAGAUCACUAUGUCUUCAUACCCUUCUUCCAAAAAAUAACCAAAACAUUUCCAAUAAAAAUACAAAAAUGUUUAUCA